CGCUAUUUCCGAUUGUUAAUUUGAUGGUGUGUCACAGUCAUCAACAAUCAUGAUUGUAACAACCGGUGCUAUUCUUUUAGACUAGAGAAUGGGCGCUGAGUCUAGUGUACUUGAAGAUUAUGACUUGGAUGAACCGUCUGCUUCAUCAAAAUCUACAUGGACAUUACGACAUGGGAGGUACAACGAUGAACUGGACGUUACUGUUCUGUCUGAGCAGAAGGAAAACGGACAGAAAUGGUGUCUACUGCAGAAAGAUAUCAAAUUCUUGAAGAGUCUAAGACACCCAUGUAUUGUAAAGUAUUUGAAUACGGCUAACAUGUCCGGAGAGCUGUACCUGGUCAUUGAGAGGUCUUCACCAUUACCCGAUUUGUUGGAAACACUUGACCCUUUAGAGAUAACGACAGGAAUUCACAGUGUUAUGGAAGGAUUGUCUUUUCUACAUGAACAAGCCAGAAUGUCUCAUAAUAAUGUAUGCCUGGAUUCUGUGUAUGUCACCUCAAAUGGAACUUGGAAAAUCAGUGAUUUGCAGCAUUGUUGUAAAUUUCUGGAAGUGACACCUGAUUUUUUGAAAAAUUCAAGGCCAUUUCGAAAUAAAGAGAGCAUAUCACCAGAAGAAAAGGCCGAGAGAUUAACCAUUACUAAUGAAAUGGGCCAUACAAGGGAUGUGUUUUCUUUUGGUGUCAUGGCAGAAACCCUUCUAGAAUAUAUUUCAGAAAUAGGUGAAAAGAGCAAGACAUUUGAAAUCCUUGUACAAGAUAAAUGUUUGAAUGCUGACCCCAAACAAAGACCCAAGUUCAGCACCUUGAUGAAAGAUCAGCUGUUUUGUAAUGAUUUGUUACUGAUAACUAAAUUCCUGCGAGAAUUAACACUCAAACCUCAGAAAGAAAAGGAAGAGUUUUUCAGCUCCUUGUAUCCAAGACUAACUGUGCUGGCAGAGGAAGUUGUGGCCAAGCAGCUUGUUCAGUUGUUGCUCAGUCGCUUUGUCUUACUGGAGGCAUCGGCUGCUAUGUCCAUUGUUCCUAACAUUCUUGUUCCAAAGAAAGGGACCAGUGAAAAGGUUGAAGUCCACUCCCAGAGGCUUUCUCCUUUGUUCUCAGUACCAUUGUAUAAGACGUAUGUGAUACCAGAACUAAUCAAAAUGUUCCACUGCCAUGACUAUCACAUCAGAAUGAUCUUGCUGACUUAUUUUCCACUCUACAUGGACCUGUUUGAGAAAAACGAUUUGGAAGAAGUCAUCUUUCCCCAGAUCUUGCUGGGGGUCAGGGAUUGUCACGAGGAUUUAGCCUCACAGAGUUUACAUUGUCUAGCAGACUUGGUGAAAGUUCUUGGCCGCGACACAGUGAUAGGGGGCAAAAGCAAGGCGUACUUCACACAGGGAUCUCCAAAGCAUCUGCCAAGAAAUGCCAUAGAAACAAGAAGUGGUGAAGCUUUGGACAAAGUGUUAUUGAAAGAUCUGGCAUCAUACAGCACUUUGACCACAAAGACAGAAAAUAGGUGUAAUUCAGUGGACGAAAAGAGACAAGAAAGACAGAACAAACUGAAAGAGCAGAGGAUGGCUAGGGAGCAGAAGAGACUUGAGCAGCAACAAAAGAGGAAGGAGAGAAGGGAGAAAGAGAAUGAGAUGCCAAAAAUGAACAUGGACUCGGAGGGAAGUCAAAGCCAGUCCAGCAGAAUUUUACCAAGUCCUCAGAUAAAUGGACAUGAAGAAAUCCAAAAAUCGGAGCACUCUUUGCCUGGAAAUGAAAUUUCAGAACGAAAGAUAUCCUAUGAUUUUGAAGACCAAGGUGUUGCAUCAUAUGAUGUAAAAGUGUCAAAAAGUUGGAAUGAUGACCGUCUGGAUCCUGAUGUAUAUGUAACCAGUGACCACAGCGGAGAUGAUUGGUCAGAUUGGGAUAACAGUAUGGAGGACUCACCAAAUGCUAAUUCAGCAACAGUCAAAUCUGUUGAGUUGAUCAAAAAACAGGAUGUGGGCUAUUCCAACCACUCAAUAGAGUCAUCCAAGAAAGAUGACGACCUUUACAGCAAAUCUAGUCCAAAAAAUAUACAAUCCAAAAGCAUGGAAAGUGAUGUAACAACUAAAAAAGCAGACACUCGUAAUUCUGUUUCAUCAAAAUCAUCCAAAAAUGCUUUGAAAUUACAAUCCACAAAGAAGAAAGAACCUCAGAAAGAGAAAAAGACAUUAGGAGCUGAAUUUGAAAUCAAGUCAAUAUCCACUCCACCUGUGAAAGUAUCUGUAGAAACUGACUACUUUGCAGACAUGGGUUUGACACCUGUAAUCACUAAAGGAACGACUUCAGAACAUUCCAUUCAAAAGGACGAAACCACUAACAAGUCUUCAUCAGCUGUAAAGGCUUCUAAUCUUUUGACUUUUACUGUGGAUGAAAAUAGUCAACUGGAUUCCUCUGGGUGGGGAGAAGACACUGGUGGAUGGGGGGAUGAUGACCUGAAUUGGGCAGAGGAAGACUAAUCAUUUCCCAAUUCUUUGAUAGACAACUCAUUUUAUACAUAAAUAUCCAAGACGUAUUUCUGUUCAAAAUUUUUGCAAUUCUUUUCUUAAAGUACCUAAUUAUACAUGUACAUGUUCUACUGUGUUCUAUCGUAUGUAUCGGUAUUUAAAAAUAGCUUUCCCUGUGCAGUGCUGAAAGCAUUUUUCAGUGUUUAUGUACUAUGUACAACUCCAUGGUUUUAAUCCUACCCCAUGGAAAAAUUAACAUUCAACCAAUUUGUCAAAAUAUGUCUUCUCUGUUGUUGCAUUUCAAUUCUAGCAUUAUAAUUAUUGUCGGAAUAUCUGUAUG
Messenger RNA from Magallana angulata, 2795 nucleotides. Its product is annotated as protein-associating with the carboxyl-terminal domain of ezrin-like. The coding region runs from base 89 to 2467 and encodes 792 amino acids. Gene Ontology annotation, molecular function: ATP binding; protein kinase activity. The record is from RefSeq and is a predicted model, not a curated record. Gene Ontology annotation, biological process: protein phosphorylation. NCBI's taxonomy places the organism in Eukaryota, Metazoa, Mollusca, Bivalvia, Ostreida, Ostreidae. The transcript has 14 exons.